Molecule: messenger RNA, 951 nt
Organism: Closterium sp. Naga37s-1
Lineage: Eukaryota; Viridiplantae; Streptophyta; Zygnematophyceae; Desmidiales; Closteriaceae
Source: the annotation of a GenBank genome assembly
AUGGGCCUCGGAACCUGGGCGUGGGGAAAUAAGUUCCUGUGGGGUUAUGACAAGGCGAUGGACGAGGAGCUUAAGGAGGUAUUUGACCUGGUCGUGUCGCGCGGGAUUAAUAUCUUCGACACUGCUGACUCCUACGGCACUGGAGCGCUUAGCGGCCGCAGCGAGCAGCUACUGGGGCAAUUCAUUCAAGAGUACCCUGGCAGUGACAAGUACCGCAGUGACAUCCGCAUUGCCACCAAGCUCGCCGCGUAUCCCUGGCGCCUCACGCCCGCUCAGAUGGUGGGCGCCUGCAGAGCAUCACUGGAUCGUCUGGGCUUGGAGAAGCUCGCAAUAGGGCAGCUGCAUUGGUCUGCUGCUAACUAUGCUCCGUUGCAGGAGAGGGUGCUGUGGGAUGGGCUCGUCGCUAUGUACGAGGAGGGAUUGGUGGAGUGCGUGGGAGUGAGCAACUACGGCCCGCAGCAACUCGAGCGAAUCUACACAUACCUGCAGGAACGGGGAGUGCCACUUGCUUCGGCACAGGUGCAAUUUUCCCUCUUGAGCUCGGGUGAAGAGCAGGACGACCUGCUGGCCUUCUGUGAGGCCAAUGGCAUCCGCGUUAUAGCAUACUCCCCUCUCGCUCUCGGCGUGCUCUCGGGGAAAUACAGUGCUGACAACCUGCCGCAAGGCCCAAGAGGUAUUUUGUUCCAACAACUGCUGCCCGGCCUGGACCCUCUUCUUGGCCUCAUGACGGAAAUUGGGGAAAAGCGAAACAAAACCCUGCCUCAGGUGGCAAUCAACUGGUGCAUGGCUAAGGGCACAGUCCCCAUCCCAGGAGCCAAGUCCGUCGAGCAAGCCAAGGAAAAUCUGGGAGCGCUUGGCUGGCGGCUGUCGUCCAAUGAGGUUGCAGCUUUGGAUGAUGCUGCUGCUGAGGUGCCACGGCCAAUGAUCCAAAAUAUCUUCCAAACCAAGUGA